AUGACCUUUCGGCCCGAAGAGUAUGCGAAAAAAGGAGAAGUAACUCUUACGCUGGCAUUGACUUGCUUCGUGGUCUUUGUGGAGGACGUGUCUGAGUCAAAGGAAAAGCGGUUGGAAGAAUGGAAGUACUAUCAUAAUCCCAACAGGGCGCCGUUUGAAAGAAUGGAACACGUCAACCGGCCAGUGAUUUACGGCAUCGACUUGGAUGAGUCACCCGAGGAUAAAGCGGCCAAGAAGAUGUCAGCAUCGGCGACGUACAAGCUUACGCUCCGAGAUGAGAGUGAAAACUACUUCUACGCAAUUGAAAUCGACAAAUUACCAUUUCUUCACUCACAGGCCUCCAACACAGGUACGCCACUUCCAGUCCCAUUGGGCGGAAAGCUCGUUCUAAAGUCAGGCACUAAAGUGUACAACGGGGUAGUCUGUCUCACGGCUAGUUCUUGCGAGUACUUGGGCCACGACGAGAAUCUGUCUCUUGCAAAGCAGCUCAAUGCCGGCGUCGUGGAGAAGUACAUCGAUGUAAUGGAGAGGCAGCUCAACACUUAG
Messenger RNA from Candidozyma auris, 546 nucleotides. RefSeq names its product Nce4p (gene NCE4). NCBI's taxonomy places the organism in Eukaryota, Fungi, Ascomycota, Pichiomycetes, Serinales, Metschnikowiaceae. The coding region runs from base 1 to 546 and encodes 181 amino acids. The transcript has a single exon. The record is from RefSeq and is a predicted model, not a curated record.